Protopolystoma xenopodis is the source of this 435-nucleotide messenger RNA. The record is from the annotation of a GenBank genome assembly. Lineage: Eukaryota; Metazoa; Platyhelminthes; Monogenea; Polystomatidea; Polystomatidae.
GACCAAAGAUCUCGACGUACUCGUCCAGAGGAGCUGUUCCAGAGGGAACCUCCACUUGAUCUCUUCGGCGCACAAGCCUCCUCUGCACCUGACUAUACUAAACGACCCGCUGUCUUCCGAGUUCGCCUGGAGAACGGGGCUGAAUUACUUUUCCACUCUGCUAGUGAGGUUGUGAUGCGCCGUUGGGUGACUUCAAUUAACGAAACUGCAACUCUCCUCCUUUCGCUAGCAGGUCUUGCGUCCCCAAUGCAAGCCACCGGCAGCGGCUCUUCAGCCCAGCUCUCUGGCCCAACUCGGCCGCAUCGUUCGGCUACUCUGCCCAUAGGUAGUCGUCCGCCUGGUAGCUUGCCAGGCAGCUCCACUGGUCUGCUGUCAUCGCGUGAAGGCACACCUCGAAAGAGUCGAUCCUUUAGGAAGCUUUUCAGUAGAAAAUAG